This is a messenger RNA of Closterium sp. Naga37s-1, 7655 nucleotides long. The record is from the annotation of a GenBank genome assembly. Lineage: Eukaryota; Viridiplantae; Streptophyta; Zygnematophyceae; Desmidiales; Closteriaceae.
AUGUGGACCGGUUGGUCCAACCGGCCAGUUGGUCAUGUGGACCGGUUGGUCCAACUGGCCAGUUGGUCCUGUGGACCGGUUGGACCAACCGGCCUGUUGGUCCUGUGGACCGGUUGGACCAACCGGCCUGUUGGUCCUGUGGACCGGUUGGAACAACCCGCCAGUUGGUCCAAUGGACCGGUUGGACCAACCGGCCAGUUGGUCCUGUGGACCGGUUGGACUAACCGGCCUGUUGGUCCUGUGGAGCGGUUUGACCAACCGGCCAGUUGGUCAUGUGGACCGGUUGGUCCAACUGGCCAGUUGGUCCUGUGGACCGGUUGGACUAACCGGAAUGUUGGUCCUGUGGAGCGGUUUGACCAACCGGCCAGUUGGUCAUGUGGACCGGUUGGUCCAACUGGCCAGUUGGUCCUGUGGACCGGUUGGACCAACCGGCCUGUUGGUCGUGUGGACCGGUUGGUCCAACCGGCCUGUUGGUCCUGUGGACCGGUUGGACCAACCGGCCUUUUGGUCCUGUGGACCGGUUGGACCAACCGGCCUGUUGGUCCUGUGGACCGGUUGGACCAACCGGCCUUUUGGUCCUGUGGACCGGUUGGACCAACCGGCCUGUUGGUCCUGUGGACCGGUUGGACCAACCGGCCUGUUGGUCCUGUGGACCGGUUGGACCAGCCGGCCUGUUGGUCCUGUGGACCGGUUGGACCAACCGGCCAGUUGGUCCUGUGGACCGGUUGGACCAACCGGCCUGUUGGUCCUGUGGACCGGUUGGACCAACCGGCCUGUUGGUCCUGUGGACCGGUUGGACCAACUGACCUGUUGGUCCUGUGGACCGGUUGGACCAACCGGCCAGUUGGUCCUGUGGACCGGUUGGACCAACCGGCUUGUUGGUCAUGUGGACCGGUUGGACCAACCGGCCUGUUGGUCCUGUGGACCGGUUGGACCAACCGGCCUGUUGGUCCUGUGGACCGGUUGGACCUACCGGCCUGUUGGUCCUAUGGACCGGUUGGACCAACCGGCCUGUUGGUCCUGUGGACCGGUUGGACCAACCGGCCUGUUGGUCCUGUGGACCGGUUGGACCAACCGGCCUUUUGGUCCUGUGGACCGGUUGGUCCAACCGGCCUGUUGGUCCUGUGGACCGGUUUGACCAACCGGCCAGUUGGUCCUGUGGACCGGUUUGACCAACCGGCCAGUUGGUCCUGUGGACCGGUUGGACCAACCGGCCAGUUGGUCCUGUGGACCGGUUGGUCCAACCGGCCUGUUGGUCCUGUGGACCGGUUGGACCAACCGGCCAGUUGGUCCUGUGGACCGGUUGGACCAACUGACCUGUUGGUCCUGUGGACCGGUUGGACCAACCGGCCAGUUGGUCCUGUGGACCGGUUGGACCAACUGACCUGUUGGUCCUGUGGACCGGUUGGACCAACCGGCCAGUUGGUCCUGUGGACCGGUUGGACCAGCCGGCUUGUUGGUCAUGUGGACCGGUUGGACCAACCGGCCUGUUGGUCCUGUGGACCGGUUGGACCAACCGGCCAGUUGGUCCUGUGGACCGGUUGGACCAACCGGCUUGUUGGUCAUGUGGACCGGUUGGACCAACCGGCCUGUUGGUCCUGUGGACCGGUUGGACCAACCGGCCAGUUGGUCCUGUGGACCGGUUGGACCAACCGGCCUUUUGGUCCUGUGGACCGGUUGGACCAACUGGCCUGUUGGUCCUGUGGACCGGUUGGACCAACCGGCCAGUUGGUCCUGUGGACCGGUUGGACCAACCGGCCAAUUGGUCCUGUGGACCGGUUGGACCAACCGGCCUGUUGGUCCUGUGGACCGGUUGGACCAACCGGCCUGUUGGUCCUGUGGACCGGUUGGACCAACCGGCCUGUUGGUCCUGUGGACCGGUUGGUCCAACCGGCCUGUUGGUCCUGUGGACCGGUUGGACCAACCGGCCUGUUGGUCCUGUGGACCCUGUGUCCUGUGGACCGGUUGGACCAACUGACCUGUUGGUCCUGUGGACCGGUUGGACCAACCGGCCAGUUGGUCCUGUGGACCGGUUGGACCAACCGGCAUGUUGGUCCUGUGGACCGGUUGGACCAACCGGCCUGUUGGUCCUGUGGACUGGUUGGACCAACCGGCCAGUUGGUCCUGUGGACCGGUUGGACCAACCGGCCAGUUGGUCCUGUGGACCGGUUGGACCAACCCGCCUGUUGGUCGUGUGGACCGGUUGGACCAACCGGCCAGUUGGUCCUGUGGACCGGUUGGACCAACCGGCCAGUUGGUCGUGUGGACCGGUUGGUCCAACCGGCCAGUUGGUCCUGUGGACCGGUUGGACCAACCGGCCUGAUGGUCCUGUGGACCGGUUGGACCAACCGGCCAGUUGGUCCUGUGGACCGCUUGGACCAACCGGCCAGUUGGUCCUGUGGACCGGUUGGACCAACCGGCCAGUUGGUCUUGUGGACCGGUUGGACCAACCGGCCUGUUGGUCCUGUGGACCGGUUUGACCAACCGGCCAGUUGGUCAUGUGGACCGGUUGGACCAACCGGCCUGUUGGUCCUGUGGACCGGUUGGACCAACCGGCCAGUUGGUCCUUUACACCGGUUGGACCAACCGGUCUGUUGGUCCUAUGGACCGGUUGGACCAACCGGCCUGUUGGUCCUGUGGACCGGUUGGACCAACCGGCCUGUUGGUCCUGUGGACCGGUUGGACCAACUGGCCUGUUGGUCCUGUGGACCGGUUGGACCAACCGGCCUGUUGGUCCUGUGGACCGGUUGGACCAACCAGCCUGUUGGUCCUGUGGACCGGUUGGACCAACCGGCCUGUUGGUCCUGUGGACCGGUUGGACCAACCGGCCUGUUGGUCCUGUGGACCGGUUGGACCAACGGGCCUGUUGGUCCUGUGGACCGGUUGGAACCAACCGGCCUGUUGGUCCUGUGGACCCGUUGGACCAACCGGCCUGUUGGUCCUUUGGACCGGUUGGACCAACCGGCCUGUUGGUCCUGUGGACCGGUUGGACCAACCGGCCUGUCCCGCUGGACCAACCGGCCUGUUGGUCCUUUGGACCCGUUGGACCAACCGGCCAGUUGGUCCUGUGGACCGGUUGGACCAACCGGUCUGUUGGUCCUAUGCACCGGUUGGACCAACCGGCCAGUUGGUCCUGUGGACCGGUUGGACCAACCGGCCAGUUGGUCCUGUGGACCGGUUGGACCAACCGGCCUGUUGGUCCUGUGGACCGUUGGUCCUGUGGACCGGUUGGACCAACCAGCCAGUUGGUCCUGUGGACCGGUUGGACCAACCGGCCUGUUGGUCCUGUGGACCGGUUGGACCAACCGGCCUGUUGGUCCUGUGGACCGGUUGGACCAAUCGGCCUGUUGGUCCUGUGGACCGGUUAGACCUACCGGCCUGUUGGUCCUGUGGACCGGUUGGACCAACCGGCCUUUUGGUCCUGUGGACCGGUUGGACCAACCGGCCUGUUGGUCCAGUGGACCGGUUGGACCAACCGGCCUGUUGGUCCUGUGGACCGGUUGGACCAGCCGGCCUGUUGGUCCUGUGGACCGGUUGGACCAACCGGCCAGUUGGUCCUGUGGACCGGUUGGACCAACCGGCCUGUUGGUCCUGUGGAACGGUUGGACCUACCGGCCUGUUGGUCCUAUGGACCGGUUGGACCAACUGACCUGUUGGUCCUGUGGACCGGUUGGACCAACCGGCCAGUUGGUCCUUUGGACCGGUUGGACCAACCGACUUGUUGGUCAUGUGGACCGGUUGGACCAACCGGCCUGUUGGUCCUGUGGACCGGUUGGACCAACCGGCCUGUUGGUCCUCUUGACCGGCUGGACUAACCGGCCAGUUGGUCCUAUGGACCGGUUGGACCAACCGGCUUGUUGGUCCUGUGGACCGGUUGGACCAACCGGCUUGUUGGUCCUGUGGACCGGUUGGACCAACCGGCCAGUUGGUCCUGUGGACCGCUUGGACCAACCGGCCAGUUGGUCCUGUGGACCGGUUGGACCAACCGGCCAGUUGGUCUUGUGGACCGGUUGGACCAACCGGCCUGUUGGUCCUGUGGACCGGUUUGAACCAACCGGCCAGUUGGUCAUGUGGACCGGUUGGACCAACCGGCCUGUUGGUCCUGUGGACCGGUUGGACCAACCGGCCAGUUGGUCCUUUACACCGGUUGGACCAACCGGUCUGUUGGUCCUAUGGACCGGUUGGACCAACCGGCCUGUUGGUCCUGUGGACCGGUUGGACCAACCGGCCUGUUGGUCCUGUGGACCGGUUGGACCAACUGGCCUGUUGGUCCUGUGGACCGGUUGGACCAACCGGCCUGUUGGUCCUGUGGACCGGUUGGACCAACCGGCCUGUUGGUCCUGUGGACCGGUUGGACCAACCAGCCUGUUGGUCCUGUGGACCGGUUGGACCAACCGGCCUGUUGGUCCUGUGGACCGGUUGGACCAACCGGCCUGUUGGUCCUGUGGACCGGUUGGACCAACGGGCCUGUUGGUCCUGUGGACCGGUUGGACCAACCGGCCUGUUGGUCCUGUGGACCCGUUGGACCAACCGGCCUGUUGGUCCUUUGGACCGGUUGGACCAACCGGCCUGUUGGUCCUGUGGACCGGUUGGACCAACCGGCCUGUCCCGCUGGACCAACCCGGCCUGUUGGUCCUUUGGACCCGUUGGACCAACCGGCCAGUUGGUCCUGUGGACGGGUUGGACCAACCGGUCUGUUGGUCCUAUGCACCGGUUGGACCAACCGGCCAGUUGGUCCUGUGGACCGGUUGGACCAACCGGCCAGUUGGUCCUGUGGACCGGUUGGACCAACCGGCCUGUUGGUCCUGUGGACCGGUUGGACCAACCGGCCUGUUGGUCCUCUGGACCGGUUGGACUAACCGGCCAGUUGGUCCUAUGGACCGGUUGGACCAACCGGCCAGUUGGUCCUGUGGACCGGUUGGACCAACCGGCCUGUUGGUCCUGUGGACCGGUUUGACCAACCCGCCAGUUGGUCGUGUGGACCGGUUGGUCCAACCGGCCAGUUGGUCCUGUGGACCGGUUGGACCAACCGGCCAGUUGGUCCUGUGGACCGGUUGGACCAACCGGCUUGUUGGUCCUGUGGACCGGUUGGACCAACCGGCUUGUUGGUCCUGUGGACCGGUUGGACCAACGGGCCAGUUGGUCCUGUGGACCAGUUGGACCAAUAGGCCUGUUGGACCUUUGGACCCGUUGGACCAACCGGCCUGUUGGUCCUGUGUACCGGUCGGACCAAACGGCCUGUUGGUCCUGUGGACCGGUUGGACCAACCGGCCAGUUGGUCCUGUGGACCGGUUGGACCAACCGGCCUGUUGGUCCUCUGGACCGGUUGGACUAACCGGCCAGUUGGUCCUAUGGACCGGUUGGACCAACCGGCCAGUUGGUCCUGUGGACCGGUUGGACCAACCGGCCAGUUGGUCGUGUGGACCGGUUGGUCCAACCGGCCAGUUGGUCCUGUGGACCGGUUGGACCAGCUGGCCUGAUGGUCCUGUGGACCGGUUGGACCAACCGCCAGUUGGUCCUGUGGACCGGUUGGACCAACCGGCCUGUUGGUCCUGUGGACCGGUUGAACCAACCGGCCUGUUGGUCCUGUGGACCGGUUGGACCAACCGGCCUGUUGGUCCUGUGGACCGGUUGGACCAACCGGCCUGUUGGUCCUAUGGACCGGUUGGACCAACCGGCCUGUUGGCCCUGUGGACCGGUUGGACCAACUGGCCUGUUGGUCUUAUGGACCGGUUGGAACCAAACCGGCCAGGUGGUCCUAUGGACCAGUUGGACCAACGGGCCUGUUGGUCCUGUGGACCGGUAGGACCAACUGGCAUGUUGGUCCUGUGGACCCGUUGGACCAACCGGCGUGUUGGUCCUUUGGACCCGUCGGACCAACAGGCCAGUUGGUCCUGUGGACCCAGUUGGACCAGUAGGCCUGUUGGUCCAUUGGACGGGUUGGACCAACCGGCCAGUUGGUCCUGUGGACCGGUUGGACCAACCGGCCAGUUGGUCCUGUGGACCGGUUGGACCAACCGGCCUGUUGGUCCUGUGGACCAGUUUGACCAACCGGCCAGUUGGUCAUGUGGACCGGUUUGGUCCAACCGGCCAGUUGGUCCUGUGGACCGGUUGGACGAACCGGCCAGUUGGGUCCUGUGGACCGGUUGGACGAACCGGCCUGUUGGUCCUGUGGACCGGUUGGACCUACCGGCCUGUUGGUCGUGUGGACCGGUUGGACCAACCGGCCUGUUGGUCCUGUGGACCGGUUGGACCAACCGGCCUGUUGGUCCUGUGGACCGGUUGGACCAACCGACCUUUUGGUCCUGUGGACCGGUUGGACCAACCGGCCUGUUGGUCCUGUGGACCGGUUGGACCAACCGGCCUGUUGGUCCUGUGGACCGGUUGGACCAGCCGGCCUGUUGGUCCUGUGGACCGGUUGGACCACCCGGCCUGUUGGUCCUGUGGACCGGUUGGACCAACCGGCCUGUUGGUCCUGUGGACCGGUUGGACCAACCGGCCUGUUGGUCCUGUGGACCGGUUGGACCAACCGGCCUGUUGGUUCUGUGGACCGGUUGGACCAACCGGCCUGUUGGUCCUGUGGACGCGGUUGGACCAAACCGGCCUGUUGUGUCCUGUGGACCGGUUGGACCAACCGACCUUUUGGGUCCUGUGGACCGGUUGGACCAACCGGCCUGUUGGUCCUGUGGACCGGUUGGACCAACCGGCCUGUUGGUCCUGUGGACCGGUUGGACCAGCCGGCCUGUUGGUCCUGUGGACCGGUUGGACCACCCGGCUAGUUGGUCAUGUGGACCGGUUUGGACCAACCGGCCUGUUGGUUCUGUGGACCGGUUGGACCAACCGGCCAGUUGGUCCUGUGGACCGUUGGACCAACUGACCUGUUGGUCGUGUGGACCGGUUGGACAACCGGCCAGUUGGUCCUGUGGACCGUUGGUCCUGUGGAACGGUUGGACCAACCGGCCUGUUGGUCAUGUGGACCGUUGGACCAACCGGCCUGUUGGUCCUGUGGACCGGUUGGACCAACCGGCCAGUUGGUCCUUUACACCGGUUGGACCAACCGGUCUGUUGGUCCUAUGGACCGGUUGGACCAACCGGCCUGUUGGUCCUGUGGACCGGUUGGACCAACCGGCCUGUUGGUCCUGUGGACCGGUUGGACCAACCGGCCUGUUGGUCCUGUGGACCGGUUGGACCAACCGGCCUGUUGGUCCUGUGGACCGGUUGGACCAACCGGCCUGUUGGUCCUGUGGACCGGUUGGACCAACCGGCCUGUUGGUCCUGUGGACCGGUUGGACCAACGGGCCUGUUGGUCCUGUGGACCGGUGGACCAACCGGCCUGUUGGUCCUGUGGACCCGUAUGACCAACCGGCCUGUUGGUCCUUUGGACCCGUUGGACCAACGGGCCUGUUGGUCCUGUGGACCGGUUGGACCAACCGGCUUUGGUCCUUUGGACCCCGUUGGACCAACCGGCCUGUUGGUCCUUUGGACCGUUGGACCAACCGGCCUGUUGGUCCUGUGGACCGGUUGGACCAACCGGUCUGUUGGUCCUGUGGACCGGUUGGACCAGCUGGCUUGUUGGUCGUGUGGACCGGUUGGACCAACCGGCCUGUUGGUCCUGUGACCGUUGGACCAACCGGCCUGUUGGUCCUGUGGGACCG